AUGGCUUUAAAAUUAGAUGAUUUUCUAACCAAAAAGAAAGAACCCGCUCAAGUUCUCGACUUGUCUAAAGCUACAGCGAACACAAAAGAGGAGUUUAGAAGACUGUUGGAGAAAGUACCGGAAUAUAAAAUACGACCAGAAAAAGUAAAACCAGAAGAAAUUAAAAUCAAAGAGAAGGACUUCACAUUCAAGACACCCAAAAGAGAGUUGCGGCCAUCAAGAGAAUAUCCGUUUGCUGAUCCUGUUCCUCCAGAGAUGAGAGGUGUGAAGCUGGAAGAUCUCAGUUGUGUCAACAUCCAGUGGAAGAUGCUGACCACCUUGCGACCGAAGAACAAACAGGAUGAGGAGUUGUUCACCAGGUUAGUUGAACUGGGAAAGUUAAGAUUGCAAACUGAAGAACGGGAAAGGAAAGUGAAUGAUUCAGACUACGUUCGUAAGAUGAAGAACAGAGCUGGAGUUUUGGAAACAAGGCUGGUAUCUUGUGCAGAGUGUGGGGAAGAAUUUUGUUCGGGAGAACUCUGUGGUGACUUUAUGUACGAUGCGUCGCUUAGGGAAAACAAAACUUUGGCGGGACCAGGCACAGGAGAGGCCAAGGCAGGCGUUCAAGAGCGAGGAAGAUCAAAAAGUCGAAGACCAAGGAGGUCCAAGAGCCGGAGAAAGAGUGCAAAACCUAAGAGUAAAAGCAGAGAGAGACGGAAGAGCAAGAGUUAUGAGAGGCCAAAAAGCAAGUCUCUUGAGAGAAAGAAGAGCCUAGACCGCAGGAAAAGUGUCAGUCUUGAGCGAGCUAGGAAGCAAAGCACGUCAGGAAAGAAAAGUUUGCAGCGGAGAAAAUCUAAAACAGCUAAGAAAUAA
Messenger RNA from Macrosteles quadrilineatus (aster leafhopper), 852 nucleotides. Its product is annotated as arginine/serine-rich coiled-coil protein 2. The transcript is spliced from 4 exons. The record is from RefSeq and is a predicted model, not a curated record. Bases 1 to 852 code for a protein of 283 amino acids. Lineage: Eukaryota; Metazoa; Arthropoda; Insecta; Hemiptera; Cicadellidae.